AUGGCUCAACAACGCACACUUAAGUCAUUUGCACCUAUUCAAGGUAUUGCGUCAGACACACGAUUUAGACUAUCACCUGGUGAUGAUGAUAGCAUUAGCAUUGAAGCUGGGGUCGGCCAGGAAGGUGAUCUUGUGCUGGUUGAAGCAAUGAGCGAUACCGGUGCUUAUAAGGAGAUGGAAGAUUUAAACGGUUAUGGUAUGCGUGUUUACAAGCGACAGCGGUUUAUUGCCGUGUUGGGCAAUCGCGAAUCCAGCAAGUAUUUAGUUGGCGGCUUACCUGAUGGUGGAUUACCUAUAUGGGACCACCGUCAGUAUUUCGUUGCUUGGGUCUACUGA
This is a messenger RNA of Rotaria sordida, 336 nucleotides long. The record is from the annotation of a GenBank genome assembly. Lineage: Eukaryota; Metazoa; Rotifera; Eurotatoria; Philodinida; Philodinidae.